Messenger RNA from Cyclocybe aegerita, 753 nucleotides. The record is from the annotation of a GenBank genome assembly. NCBI's taxonomy places the organism in Eukaryota, Fungi, Basidiomycota, Agaricomycetes, Agaricales, Hemipholiotaceae.
AUGUACGGCGCGGUCUCGUGGUUUGAGCGCCUCCGAACAGUGUUCAUUCUGGUACCCCUUCCCUUCGUGUCCCUCUCUCGCCUCCUCUCCCCGUUUCUCGCGUCAGAGAAGCACAAGACAUGGCGGUGUGUUCUCACUGACGCCUGCUUCAGCUACAUCCCGUCUUCCAUCUGCGUGAAAGCAGAGCGCCGUGGGCACGACACGGAAUGUUUACGAGACAUGGGGGGAGAAGAACGGCGUGGAGGUGGGACGUAUUGCCUGCCUCUCCAAGACUUUGCAGCCACAUUCUGCAAGGACGCAAUCGACAAUGUCGAGAAGACUACUGAGACUAAGGUCGGCCUUGUCCCUCUGACCUAUUCUCUCAUCCCAGAAGCCUAUGUCCCCAACCAACUCCCCAAGCUCAUCAAGGCCAUCCACUACCUCCUCCAGCAAGGUGUAUACCCCUCGAACAUCCAUCUCGCAGGCAGGGCUCUCGUCCUCCAGCUUCUCUCGCACAUCCGUGUCCACCAUCCCAUAUAUCUCAGCCAAGCUCCUGAAGGCGAGUGCGACGGGCUCGAAGGCGUGGUGCUAUGUGUGUUCAUCAGUAUCGGCGAGUACGAGUGCUUACGACGUCGUCAAGGCUAUUGGACAGUUGUGCAAGGACGAUUUCGUGACAACGGCCGUACAAACGAAGGGGUGCAUGAUGACCAAUACUUGGACGUGAUGGCGGGCGAGAAGCGUCCUGGAGAGUUGACGAUGAAGAUCAACGAAUGA